Molecule: messenger RNA, 400 nt
Organism: Vicia villosa (hairy vetch)
Lineage: Eukaryota; Viridiplantae; Streptophyta; Magnoliopsida; Fabales; Fabaceae
Product: EPIDERMAL PATTERNING FACTOR-like protein 6
Exons: 2
Coding region: 11-268 (85 amino acids)
Biological process (GO): stomatal complex development; guard cell differentiation
Source: RefSeq, a predicted model, not a curated record
UAGAUGUUCCAUGACUUCCAAAAGUGAGAUAGAUAUUCAGCAUAUUGAGAAAAUUGAAGAGAAGCUUGUGCCGCAAAUCAAAUCCGAUGAGUUCAAGGGUUUGUUGUCAAGAAAGGUUUUUAGUAAAAUUGGGUCACAUCCUCCAAGUUGCAAAGACAGUUGUGGAAAUUGUAGUCCUUGCAAUCCUAUCCUUGUGUCAGUGCCACCAAAUGCGGAAGUAUGGAAAUGCAAAUGUGGCGAUAAGUUAUAUGAUCCACCCAAAAAUUAAUUAUCAUUAUGUAUUUUUUAUCUUUUCAUUAAAAUAAAUAAUAGAGACUCCUUCUAAUAAAUUAAGAGUUAUUUUUCAACGAUACCUUUGGGAUUUGUAUGUCUUUGAAUGGUUGAAUAUAAAUACUCUUUA